GGCAGCCCUGCUGAACCUAGUGUCACUUGUCAACCCAAUGUCAGAUGACGAAGGUCACGUAAAUAAUUAUAAUUUUUUAAACAUUGCGAUAACCAAAAUGAGAACAUAACACUUCAUGUGUAGAGCGUGUUUGUCACACUAUAGUGUCGUCAAAUAUUGACUUUUGGUAUGUCUUUCUGCGAUUGAACCCAGAUCUUCGUCAUUUAACAUAUGGACGUGUGACAAGUGCCAAACAGCAUGUUUUCAGCCAUAAAGCGCUUUGCAAGUAAAGGGGAUGGCUCCCCGAAUAGUUCUACGGUCGUUUCGCGCCCCCCGAGCCACCAAGCCAUGUCCUCCUCACUACAAAGAAAAUUCGCCAGGGGCGUGCAAUAUAACAUGAAAAUCGUAAUCAAAGGGGACAGAAAUGUAGGAAAGACUUGUUUGUUUCAUCGCCUGCAAGGGAAGAAAUUUAUAGAGGAGUACAUUCCAACGGAGGAGAUUCAAGUCACUUCUAUCCAGUGGAACUACAAGGCUACUGAUGAUGUGGUCAAAGUUGAGGUGUGGGAUGUGGUGGAUCGUGGGAAGAAGAAAAAGCGGUUUGAGGGUUUGAAGCUAGAGAAUUCGCAGAUCGAGAUGCCGGAAGAGCCAGCGCUGGAUGCUGAGUUUUUGGAUGUUUAUAAAGGGACGAAUGGGGUGAUUAUGAUGAUGGAUUUGACCAAAACGUGGACUUUUGAUUAUGUUCAGAGAGAGCUGCCGAAGGUCCCUGCCCACAUUCCUGUUAUUAUUUUAGCGAAUCAUUGUGAUAUGGCACACCAUAGGACUGUCACUACAGAUCAUGUUACUUUCUACAUCGAAUCAAUUGCAAGUUCUCGUUCGGCGCAAGUCCGCUACUCCGAAUCUUCAAUGCGCAACGGUUUCGGCCUCAAACUCCUCCACAAAUUCUUCAACCUCCCUUUCCUCCAGCUCCAGAAAGAAACCCUCUUAAAACAGCUCGAACGUAACGAAAUGGAAAUCGGCGCCACCAUCCAAGAACUGGACAUGUUCUGCGACUCCGACGAGGCCAACUACGGCAAGUUCCUCGAGAACCUGGUGCGAAAAAGGCGCGAAAUCGCCGACUCCAACGCCAACAUCCCGCCCCCGGCCCAGCAAAUGCGCACUUCCGCAUCUAGUCAGCAGGUGUCUUCUGCAAACCCAGUGCAAUGCGACGUGAAGCGCUCCCAGAGCGGACCGAUCGUCAUCGGGGCCGGCAAACCCAUCCCCUACGGUAACCCCAGCGUGAAGAAACUGCCGCCGACGCAGGUGUCGAAGAGCUCGAGUCAGAGCUCCGGGUUCAUCAGCAAAGUGGGGGUGGACCAGGUGGUGGAGGGCGGCGUGCCGGAUUUGAGGCGGCUGGAGAUCAGCCCGAUUACUUCGGUGGAGGAGUUUUGUCCGGACGGGGGGCAAAUCGAUAGGAGUUUUCUGGAUGAUGUGCAAUAUAGCGUCCAGAAUAACGCCAAGGUGGAGGAGAAUGAGUCUGACUCGGAUACGGAUACUGGGAAUCCUUUGGUUUCUGAGCUCCAGGAGGACUUUGAGCCGGAGGAGUUGGGGUCGUCGUCGAAGAAGGUUAGUUAUAAGGUUGAGUUUAAAGCGCCUGCGCCGAUGCGGAUUGGGAGGUCGGACGAAAGUAGCGAGAUUGAGGGAGACAAGACUGCCCCUGAGGACUACGAUAUGAAGCAAACCAACGACGAAUUUGAUUCCACGAUUAAUUCGGAGAUUUCGGAGCUUACGUCAGACGCGUAUGAUGGCUGGAUUGGGGCUGAUACGAAGUGGAGGAGGUCACCAGAAGGGGGCGAAGACGUCUCCGUCGUGAGUCAAACCUUGGACUACAGCAACAGCACCGCGUACGACGACAGCACGAGCGUGACGUCAUCCAACGUCCACAUGGAGCUCCUCAGCUCCAAGCACAGCCCCCUGUCUCCCAACGGCAGCGUGCACAGCGACAGCGAGGAGAACCACACAUCCAGUUCAGUGAAAAAAGAGAAAAAGAAAAAAGACAAAGAUAAGGCUGAUAAAAAACACAAGAGCAAAAAAUCAAAAGACAAGGCUCGAGAAAAAGAAAAACACAAGGACUCGAAUAAGGGCGAACGAAGAAACAAGCGAAGAUCCAGGGACGAAACUUCGUCCCGCAAAGACGAACUCGAAGAGUUUUUGAACGGAAGUGCGAGUCCACCUAUCGAUGCAGCGUACGAGGCCAUCUAGCGGACGUCGGUGACGUAACUAUCUUGUUGCUAACAGCGCCUGCGCCUUCCACUUUUAUAUGCUUCAUACAGUUUACAAAUGUUAUUUUGAAAUAAAUUUGUUUCAUGUGAUAUGAAUUCAGAAUUGUUGUUAUGAUGUGCUAGUAGCUUUGCAAUGUGGUCAAACAAUUAACCAACUUAUAACUGAAGAAUAUGACAAAAUAUUAACUUUUCAUGUCAAUUUAGGGUAAAACAAUAAAUAUGUAGCUGCCAAGUCAAUAAGUAUUUUCUGGUUACUUCAAAGUGUUACUUGCAAACAGGAUGUGUGCCUAACUUUUUUUUCGGACGUAUUUUUCUACACCACGUGGAGUUCGACUGUGCAUUUUUUCAACCUCUACUGUUGUUACAUUUAUUGUUUAAUAAUCCGCUAUUAAAAUUUUAAAGAUUUAUAUUGUCUGCAUAUUUGUUUUGUUUUUAAUGUGACUAUUGUUAAUAUAUUCGAUUUUAAAUAUGAGCGCAGUGUUUUUUAUGAAAUAAAUAAAUAACUUCAAAAGUU
This is a messenger RNA of Zophobas morio, 2751 nucleotides long. RefSeq names its product rab-like protein 6. Bases 238 to 2217 code for a protein of 659 amino acids. Gene Ontology annotation, molecular function: GTP binding. The record is from RefSeq and is a predicted model, not a curated record. Gene Ontology annotation, cellular component: nucleus; cytosol. The transcript has 6 exons. NCBI's taxonomy places the organism in Eukaryota, Metazoa, Arthropoda, Insecta, Coleoptera, Tenebrionidae.